AUGCACCGCACGAGCGGCUCCGAUAUCCACCGACACGUGGGCUCCAAGCGCCAGGAGCUCUGGUCAGGACUGCAGCAGCGCCUCGGCGCCACGCCCAUCUUCGGCGGCGUGCUGGGCAACCAGAAGGGCGAGCGCGUGCUCGAGGACAGCGACAGCGACGAGGACGAAGGCGACGACGUCGUGCAGGACCGCUACCUGCCCGCGGGGGUCCGCUCCAUGGAGCGCGUUCGGUGCAGGUCGGCAGCAUCGUCGGACGGUCGAGAUACCGUCGGCGGGCGACAGGUGCGCGUGAACUCCGAGGACUCGACGCUGCUCAGCGCUGCGCAGAAGGUCGGGUGCUUCAGCUACAUCAAGCGGAGGCAUAGCAUCGCGCUGGCCUUUGCAUCCAACGACGCCACGGACGACAUCAGAGAGCCCAGCAACAUCGAGGACAGCGACUUAGUAGGCUCCAACUGGGAACCGGCCAAGGUCAAGAACGGCGUGCACCUGUUCAAGUCCAAGCGCUCGCGCUGCGAGGUGCGCGGUAUCACGCAGGUGAACGCGUCGGUCAAGAACGUCAUGUCCAUCCUGGCGGCGGGAGACACCACCGAGCGGUUCGCCGAGUCUCAGAAGAUCAUCCUCGGCGCUGAUCAGGUUAUCGAGGCGAAAGUGCUUGCGUCCUGCGCGCAGCCCACCAACUCGCGAUACUUCCACUGCGGCCUCAAGUACCAGGCGAUGAAGAACCCGUUCGGCACGACGCCGCUGGACCUCGUGUACCUGGACUACACGGACGUGAGCACCACGGACGACGGCAAGUUGAUCGGCUACCGCAUCCUCGAAUCCAUCCGCGUGCCCGAGCUGCGGCCGUCCCCCAAGUACGUUCGAGCGUCCAUCCGCUGCGAGGUGUACACAGUGCAGGAGACCAACACACCCGGAGUCGUCGAGGUGACGUUCGCGUCGCACCUGGACCCGAAGAGCAAGUGCUCGUCCAGCAGGAGGUCACACUGGCUGGAACAGGCAGGCGUGCGGCUUGCCAACCUGCGCGCCCACGCCGAGAAGACGAGCAUUGGCAACCACCUCGUGACGGAGACGAGGGAGAUGAACCGGAAGCACCGGUCGUUCACGAGCGGAGAUAAGGACAAGCAGCAACGGAACUGCAACGUGUGUCAGCACGCCUUCUCCUUCCUGCGCAAGCGCCACAGCUGCCGACUCUGCGGCGAGAAUAGCUGCGGGCGCUGCUGCCGUAAGAUGCCCGUGCUGGUGGACGCCGAGACCACGCGCGUCAAGGUCUGUCUGAGCUGCAUCCUGCACUCGAGGAACAACCCGGACGAGAUCCGACGCGGCGAACUCGGCCAGCCCUCGCGUCGCGGCGACAUCAGCAACUCCACGUUCGUCAUCUACGACGAAUAA
Phytophthora sojae is the source of this 1389-nucleotide messenger RNA. RefSeq lists its product as hypothetical. The coding region runs from base 1 to 1389 and encodes 462 amino acids. NCBI's taxonomy places the organism in Eukaryota, Oomycota, Peronosporomycetes, Peronosporales, Peronosporaceae. Gene Ontology annotation, molecular function: metal ion binding. The transcript has a single exon. The record is from RefSeq and is a predicted model, not a curated record.